Molecule: messenger RNA, 665 nt
Organism: Sorghum bicolor (sorghum)
Lineage: Eukaryota; Viridiplantae; Streptophyta; Magnoliopsida; Poales; Poaceae
Product: 60S acidic ribosomal protein P3
Exons: 2
Coding region: 80-439 (119 amino acids)
Biological process (GO): translational elongation
Cellular component (GO): ribosome
Molecular function (GO): structural constituent of ribosome
Source: RefSeq, a predicted model, not a curated record
CUAGGGUUUCGUCCCAGCAGCCCCCCAAAUCCCCAAAGCCGCCUCCUCCCUCGCCGCCGCGCUCGCAGGAACCAGCGACAUGGGCGUCUACACCUUCGUGUGCCGCAACACCGGCGGCGAGUGGACUGCCAAGCAGCACUCCGGCGAGCUCGAGGCCUCCGCCGCCACCCCCUACGCGCUGCAGCGCGCCCUCGUCGCUGCUGCAUCCGCGGCCGACUCCGCCUCCGGCGUCCAGUCGUCCUUCUCCAUGGUCACCCCCACCUCCGCCGUCUUCCAGGUGAUCGUUGGUGCUGUUGGUGGUGGUGCAAUGAUGGUUAGCGGCGGUGGCGGUGCUGCCGCCGCAUCAGGUGGCGCUGCAGCUGAGGCUCCCAAGGAGGAGAAGAAGGAAGAGGAGAAGGAAGAGAGCGACGACGACAUGGGAUUCUCCCUGUUUGAUUAGAGCUCUGUCACUGUCAUUUGGCUCCCAUAAGUGGUGGUUUGAUCCUAUCGCGGUAGUUAAUUUUGCUGUCCUGUGAACGUGAAGAACUCUUGGUAAUUGUUACAAGCGACCUGUUCCAGUUUAUGUGAGAAUUUGAUAUGUUCUGUUUGGAAUCAAAUAUUGUCCUUACCAAGCGGCCUGAAUCGGCAUUGUUCUGAGCUUCAAUUUGUGUGCAUGGAACUGUCUA